Molecule: messenger RNA, 1748 nt
Organism: Truncatella angustata
Lineage: Eukaryota; Fungi; Ascomycota; Sordariomycetes; Amphisphaeriales; Sporocadaceae
Exons: 1
Coding region: 132-1748 (538 amino acids)
Source: RefSeq, a predicted model, not a curated record
CAACUGCCUCAGAGUCAAGUGUCUCCGGAGAUCCUCGGAGCAGAAGAAAACCUUUCUCUUCGGCGCAUUCGUCCGUUCGAGUUCAAAACCCCACAGGGAAACUCGUGUGGGCUACAGAAUGCUUUGGUCUUAUGGUUAGUUGGGGCUGUCAAAUUGGAGUGGUGGUCAUUCUUGCACGUAUGAACAAUCAUCCUCUUUCAGACUGGCCAGCCAAUGUAUCACUCAACGCCAUGGUCGCUGUUCUGAGCACUAUCUCCAGAAUGACACUCCUCGCUCCAGUGGCGGCUUGCAUAAGCCAAACGAAGUGGCGGACCUUUCAAGUCCCCAAUAGACUUAGAGAUUUCGAAAUACAGGACGAGGCAAGCAGAGGAUUGUAUGGUGCUUUAUUACUACUAUUUAGUCGUUGGCCUUCAAAACUCGCGGCCACGGGUGCUGUUGUCACGUUGGCUGCAACUGCUUUUGGGCCUUUCACUCAACAAAUUCUGAGCUUCGAAUCGAGGGAUCUGUUCUUGCCGAACACUUCGGUUUCUUUUGGGUUUAGUAGGGAAUACGCAACAUUGGCAAACACGUCUCAAUCAGAAUCAUUUUAUAUUCCGGUUGGAGAUCUCGAUUGGACGAUGCGCGGCGCAGUCACCAAGGCUCUGUACAAUAUGGAUAUUACACCCGAGUUCAACUGUUCAUCCACAUGUAUGUGGAACGGCGUCUACAACACUCUGGGAUUCAACAAUAAGUGCGAAAAUGUCACGGCAGUGACCCUGGAGACAAGACAAUGCCAGCAUCCUAGCCCUUCGUUUUAUAAUUGCUCAAUGACCACGCCUGGCAACACCACGAUCAAGACCAACUUCAUCCAAACACAAGAGCAGACCACCAAAUUCAUCUCAAGCAGCACGCAUUCGAGCUGGUCUCUGAGGAGAUGGCAGUGGUACCCAGGAAUAACAGAUCAAGGCCUUGACUUUGUCCACAUUGCUCAAUAUCUGGUAGAGCCGGACAUCAACAAGUUUGACACUUUCGCGCCAAACAUCACCGAGUGCACUAUUAGCAUGGCGGCAUGGUCACUUAGCGAUGCUGUCGCUCGUGGAAACUCUUUUGAUACGAACAAGACUGAGAUUGCCUUGGGUCAGAACCUGUCAAUCCGCUCUUGCGAAAGGAUCACGGACAAAAGAUGCCAGUACGCACAGCUAAACGCUACCGAGAAUGGACUUUCCUUUGAGAUCAACAUGUAUGACUGGAUGGCCAUCACGGCGUUCAUCACGUCCCAACUGUCCGACAUCGAGGAGAAGACCACUGAGGUUUUGUCAGACUGGGAGAAGGAAGCAUCCCCAAUCUUGGCCUCGUCCGCCGGCGACAUAACCGACUGGGUGCCACGAAUGACCCAGAGCAUGACUGACACCCUGCGCUCCGGCACAAACAAGCAGCUGGCUUAUGGAAGCAGCCUGGAGUCGAUCGUCUACGUUCAGGUGACAUGGGUAUGGGCGAUACUGCCAUUCGCUACAGAGAUCUGUGCGCUGAUCUUACUGGUCUUGACGAUCUGGGAAUCUAGAGCUAGCCGGGGCAUUCCGCUUUGGAAGUCGUCUGCUGUGGCCAUGUUGUUCCAUGACAUACAUGAGUCCAGCCACGAGACUACGCCACUUGUGCUAAGUACCCGCCUGCAAAGCAAAGCAGAUUUGAAAGCGGUAUUGAAUCAGACAGCAAGACUCAGCUCCUGGCAGCUCGAGCAAAAUGAUGAUUUGGAGACCGACCUGGAAUAA